Messenger RNA from Melospiza georgiana, 2261 nucleotides. RefSeq names its product pre-mRNA processing factor 18 (gene PRPF18). Gene Ontology annotation, cellular component: U2-type post-spliceosomal complex; U5 snRNP; U4/U6 x U5 tri-snRNP complex. The transcript is spliced from 11 exons. Lineage: Eukaryota; Metazoa; Chordata; Aves; Passeriformes; Passerellidae. Gene Ontology annotation, biological process: generation of catalytic spliceosome for second transesterification step; RNA splicing. The coding region runs from base 16 to 1071 and encodes 351 amino acids. The record is from RefSeq and is a predicted model, not a curated record.
CUUCCCGAGGCCGCCAUGGACAUCCUGAAGCGGGAGAUCAGCAGGAAGCGCCAGCAGCUGGAGGAGAAGGAGCUCCUGGGGGGCAAUAAGAAAUAUUUCAAACGCAGUGAGUUAGCUAAAAAGGAAGAGGAGGCCUACUUCCAGAGAUGUGGCUACAAGCCUGUAAAUGAGAAGCCACCUGGAGAGGUACAGCAGCAGGAAGAGGAGGAGAAACCUCUGGCUACCUCAAAUCCAGUGCUGGAACUCGAACUGGCAGAGGAAAAGUUACCAAUGACUCUUUCCAGACAGGAGGUUAUCAGGAGGUUACGAGAGAGGGGUGAGCCCAUCAGGCUCUUUGGAGAAACAGAUUAUGAUGCAUUUCAACGUCUGAGGAAGAUAGAAAUUCUUGCACCUGAAGUGAACAAGGGCUUAAGAAAUGACCUGAAGGCUGCUUUGGAUAAGAUUGAUCAGCAGUAUCUGAAUGAAAUUGUGGGUGGCCAAGAAGCAGGAGAUGAUGACUCCCAGAAUGACCUGAAGGUCCAUGAGGAGAAUACUACUAUUGAAGAACUAGAGGCUUUGGGAGAAUCCCUAGGACGGGGUGAUGAUCACUAUGAUAUGGACAUCAUAACCAAGUUCUUGAAGUUCCUCCUGGGAGUGUGGGCCAAGGAGUUGAAUGCCAGGGAGGAUUACGUGAAGCGGGGCGUGCAGGGGAAGCUGAACAGCGCCACCCAGAAACAGACCGAGUCCUACCUGCGGCCGCUCUUCAGGAAGCUCCGCAAAAGGACACUUCCUGCAGACAUCAAAGAAUCAAUAACAGAUAUUAUUAAGUUUAUGUUGCAAAGAGAAUAUGUGAAGGCCAACGAUGCCUACCUGCAGAUGGCCAUCGGCAACGCCCCCUGGCCCAUCGGCGUCACCAUGGUCGGCAUCCACGCGCGCACGGGCCGCGAGAAGAUCUUCUCCAAGCACGUGGCCCACGUGCUCAACGAUGAAACUCAGAGGAAAUACAUCCAGGGGCUGAAGAGGCUCAUGACCAUUUGCCAGAAGCACUUCCCAACAGACCCCUCCAAAUGUGUGGAGUACAACGCUCUGUGAGGCUCUGCUGGGACUCAUUUUGGGCUCCAGCACCCAGAGAGGAUGAAGAGGAAAACUCUGAGCCUGAACACCAACAAGAACUUGGGGUGGGCUUUGCAAAAAAAAGCAGAAAGGAGGAUUUUUUUUUUUUACAGCUUCCUUUUUCCAAGCCCCAUUUAUUUAGGUUUAUUUUGAAAUCUGUGUUUUUUGCUGAACACGUCCAAUGUACAGCAGAAGAAUGGGUUUUGAAGAUUUUAAGACCAAGACAAUGACCAAGGCACAAUGCACAUGACAGCUGCUUUUAUUUCAGUUUGUUAUUCAGGGAACUGUGCAAAUUGAACUGUUUCCCAUAUUUUAGAGCUUUAGAUGAGUCUCAGCCCUGCAAGGAGCAUAUGUGGAGCUUUUUUUGGCUGCUUUUGCUUUGGAGACUGAUGUGGGGAGAUGAUUAGAGGGAAGCAGUUGAAUCUGAAUCUUGGUUAUUUCUGUAAAUAUAAAGACUUUAUUGGCUAAUCUUUCAUGUGGUAUUUAUCAGGAAUAAAAAAAAAAAGGUUUAUAUAUUUCUCAGCCUCAGUGCAAAGAGUUUUUGAUCUUGAAUGCAUCUGAUUUGGCUUUUUUUUUUUUUUUAGUAACGACAUUUUUAAUAUAAACCUUCUGGGCUUGGGAGAAGUAAUCUUGUGGCUCUUGAGGCUUUCAAAUUCCAUUUUUAUACAUCUGGAGAAAGUUUUCAAUCUGCUGGGCAUUGCAGAGAAAAUAAUUAGGACCUCCCAUGACCAUGAACAGUAUUUCUAGCAGCCACAAAUCUUUACCAUUGUGUAUCCUGACUGGGGAUGGUGAGGAAACUCAUGGGAACAGUGAUGUCUAAUUCUGCAUAAACAGUGAAAUAUUGAAACUUUGUUAGUUUUGAGCAGAAGAAAUGUGGAAAUGUGUCACUAUUGCAUUGAAUGGGUUUGUCUGGGUCCUCACCUCAGCUGGGAGCAGAACUGGAGCCCUGUUCCCAGGGGGUGACCUGUGUCCCUUGGGUGUUGCAGUGUCCUGUGGCACAGUGAGGGAUGCUGGGGGGUGUGAGCUGGGAGGAGUAUCUUGGACAAAUUCAGGUUCUUCUGAACUCUUAGAUUCUGAAGUGCUUCUUUGGACACAGAUUUUCAGUCUGGAGUGUUUGACCCCAGAGAAAAUGUCAAGAGUUUAGAAGUAAUAAAAUGAGGCUGAUGAGA